This is a messenger RNA of Lycium ferocissimum, 1637 nucleotides long. RefSeq names its product extensin-2-like. The record is from RefSeq and is a predicted model, not a curated record. Gene Ontology annotation, molecular function: structural constituent of cell wall. The transcript is spliced from 2 exons. Lineage: Eukaryota; Viridiplantae; Streptophyta; Magnoliopsida; Solanales; Solanaceae. The coding region runs from base 24 to 1292 and encodes 422 amino acids. Gene Ontology annotation, biological process: plant-type cell wall organization.
GACGAUACAUUGGCACAGCAAACAUGGCUAAACUAGCCUAUCUUCUUACCACUCUUUUAGUGGCUUUAGUGUCUCUUAGCUUCCCUUCAGAAUGCAAAGCAAAUUACUACUAUACAUCCCCACCCCCACCAACCCCAGUUUACAAGUACAAGUCUCCACCUCCACCAUCACCACCACCUCCAGUGCACUCACCCCCGCCACCUCCUCCAGUUUAUAAAUAUAAGUCUCCACCACCGCCAGUUUAUAAGUACAAAUCUCCACCACCCCCUCCUCCAGUUUAUAAGUAUAAGUCUCCACCACCACCAGUUUACAAGUAUAAGUCUCCUCCACCACCUCCACCAGUCUACAAAUCUCCCCCACCACCCGUCUACAAAUACAAGUCUCCACCACCACCUCCUCCGGCUUACAAAUCUCCACCACCACCCGUCUACAAAUACAAGUCCCCACCACCACCCGUCUACAAAUACAAGUCCCCACCACCACCCGUCUACAAAUACAAGUCCCCACCACCACCCGUCUACAAAUACAAGUCCCCACCACCACCCAUUUACAAGUAUAAAUCUCCACCACCACCUGUCUACAAGUACAAGUCUCCACCACCACCUGUCUACAAGUACAAGUCUCCACCACCACCCGUUUACAAGUACAAGUCUCCACCACCACCCGUUUACAAGUACAAAUCUCCGCCACCACCUACUCCAGUUUACAAGUACAAGUCUCCCCCACCACCUACUCCAGUUUACAAGUACAAGUCUCCACCACCACCCGUUUACAAGUACAAGUCUCCACCACCACCUACUCCAGUUUACAAGUACAAGUCUCCACCACCACCUACUCCAGUUUACAAGUACAAGUCUCCUCCACCACCUACUCCAGUUUACAAGUACAAGUCUCCACCACCACCCGUUUACAAGUACAAGUCUCCACCACCACCUACUCCAGUUUACAAGUACAAGUCUCCCCCACCACCUGUCUACAAGUACAAGUCUCCACCACCACCCGUUUACAAGUACAAGUCUCCUCCACCACCUACUCCAGUUUACAAGUACAAGUCUCCACCACCACCUCCUCCGGUCUACAAAUCUCCACCACCUCCCGCAUACAAGUACAAGUCACCACCACCACCUCCUCCAGUCUACAAAUCUCCACCACCUCCCGCAUACAAGUAUAAAUCACCACCACCACCACCACCAGUUUAUAAAUAUAAAUCUCCACCACCUCCAGUUUACAAGUCUCCACCUCCCCCUUACCACUACUAUUACACUUCUCCACCUCCUCCUAGCCACUACUAGGAAAUGAGUUUACACUCUCAAUCGAGGAAAAUAGGAAUCAGAAGGAAAUGCCUCAUGAGAGAAUAAAUGGAAGAGUUUUAAAGAAGAAGUAAAGCCUCAAAGGGACAAUUUUUUUUUUGUUUUGUUUUGUGUUCUGUGCCAUUGACUUCACGUAGUUGUAUAUCUCGUGAAGUUCUUGAACACGAUAUAUUGGAUGCAUGCAUGUAAUAUAUAUUUAUUUACGUACCAAGCCGUACAUGUUUAUUUGCUUUUGAGUUUUGACUUCAUGUUGAAUUUUAUAUGUCAAGGUACUCUGUAAUAAGAUCAAUAAGUUCAUUGAAUAACAUUGUUGUUUCCUUUUCCAAA